Miniopterus natalensis is the source of this 5068-nucleotide messenger RNA. The record is from RefSeq and is a predicted model, not a curated record. NCBI's taxonomy places the organism in Eukaryota, Metazoa, Chordata, Mammalia, Chiroptera, Miniopteridae.
CGGCGCUCUGGAGGUCGCUCCCGUGCCGAGCGCUCGGAAGAAUCCUUCGUCCGCCGAGCACUCCAAGUUGAGCAGGGCAAUUUGGCUUUGAUGCUGUGCCAGGACCCCUCUGACAAUGAGUUACUGGCACCUGGAGAAAAGGAGCCGUGUGCAGUACCGCAGGCAUUUUCUGGUGGACAACAGCGUGUUUCACGUUGAAAGAUGCAUGAGUGUAAUGCAGUCCGGGACACAGAUGAUCAAACUGAAGCGUGGGACCAAAGGGCUUGUCCGGCUCUUUUACCUGGAUGAGCAUCGGACCCGCCUCCGAUGGAGACCCUCCAGGAAAAGCGAGAAGGCAAAAAUCCUUAUUGACUCCAUCUACAAAGUCUCCGAGGGCCGGCAGUCUGAGAUAUUCCACAGACAGGCGGAGGGUAACUUUGACCCCAGCUGCUGCUUCACCAUAUACCAUGGGAACCACAUGGAGUCCCUGGACCUCAUCACCUCCAACCCCGAGGAGGCCCGCACCUGGAUCACGGGCCUCAAGUACCUGAUGGCUGGCAUCAGUGACGAAGAUUCCCUCGCCAAAAGGCAAAGGACUCACGACCAGUGGGUGAAGCAGACCUUUGAGGAGGCUGAUAAGAACGGUGACGGCUUAUUGAAUAUUGAAGAGAUACACCAAUUGAUGCAUAAACUAAAUGUCAACCUACCCCGAAGAAAAGUCAGGCAGAUGUUUCAGGAAGCAGAUACAGAUGAGAAUCAGGGAACUCUGACAUUUGAAGAGUUCUGUGUUUUUUACAAAAUGAUGUCAUUGAGACGGGACCUUUAUUUGUUGCUCCUGAGCUACAGUGACAAGAAAGAUCACCUAACUGUGGAAGAACUGGCUCAGUUUUUGAAGGUGGAACAAAAGAUGAAUAAUGUGACAACAGAUUAUUGUCUUGACAUCAUAAGGAAAUUUGAAGUUUCAGAGGAAAAUAAGGCGAAAAACGUUCUUGGCAUAGAAGGCUUCACUAACUUCAUGCGAAGUCCUGCUUGUGACGUUUUUAACCCAUUGCACCAUGAAGUGUAUCAGGACAUGGAUCAGCCCCUGUGCAACUACUACAUCGCGUCCUCGCAUAACACGUACCUGACCGGGGACCAGCUCCUGUCGCAGUCCAAGGUGGACAUGUACGCGCGGGUGCUGCAGGAGGGCUGUCGCUGCGUGGAAGUGGACUGCUGGGACGGCCCAGACGGGGAGCCUGUCGUCCACCACGGCUACACUCUCACUUCCAAAAUCGCCUUCCGCGACGUCGUGGAGGCCAUCGACAAGCACGCCUUCGUCAGCAACCCGUUCCCGGUCAUCCUGUCCAUCGAGAAUCACUGCAGUGUCCAGCAGCAAAGGAAGAUUGCUCAGUACCUGAAGGGAAUAUUCCAGGACAAACUGGACCUGUCGUCUAUAGACACGGGAGAGACCAAGCAGCUUCCAAGCCCUCAAAGUUUGAAAGGCAAGAUACUAGUGAAGGGUAAGAAGUUGCCUUAUCACCUUGGAGACGACGCCGAGGAAGGGGACGUUUCCGAUGAAGACAGCGCAGAUGAAAUUGAAGACGAGUGCAAGUUCAGGCUCCAUUAUAAUAACGGGACCACUGAGCACCAGGUGGAGUCUUUCAUAAGGAAAAAACUGGAGUCCCUGUUAAAAGAAUCUCAAAUUCGAGACAAAGAAGAUCCUGAUAGUUUCACAGUGAGGGCACUCCUGAAGGCCACGCAUGAAGGCUUAAACGCACACCUGAAGCAGCAUCCAGAUGUGAAGGAGAGUGGAAAGAAAUCUCAUGGUCGAUCCCUCGUGACCAACUUUGGAAAACACAAGCAGAAAACCACCAAAUCACAGCCUAAAUCUUACAGCACCGACGACGAAGAGGACCCACAGCAGGCUCCUGGCAAGGAGAUCGGCCAGUUGUGCAGGUUGGGUCGCCGGAGGAAAACCAUGAAGCUCUGCCGAGAGCUCUCUGACUUGGUGGUGUACACAAACUCCGUGGCAGCCCAGGACAUCGUGGACGAUGGAACCACAGGAAAUGUGUUAUCAUUCAGUGAAACGAGGGCACAUCAGGUGGUUCAGCAGAAAUCAGAGCAGUUCAUGAUCUAUAACCAGAAGCAGCUCACGAGGAUCUACCCCUCGGCCUACCGCAUUGACUCCAGCAACUUCAACCCCCUGCCCUACUGGAACGCGGGCUGCCAGCUAGUGGCUCUGAACUACCAGUCCGAAGGGCGAAUCAUGCAGCUAAAUCGAGCCAAAUUCAAGACGAAUGGCAACUGUGGCUAUGUCCUCAAACCCCAGCAAAUGUGCAAAGGUACUUUCAACCCUUUCUCGGGUGAUCCACUUCCUGCCAACCCCAAAAAGCAGCUCAUCCUGAAAGUGAUCAGUGGACAACAACUCCCCAAACCUCCUGACUCCAUGUUUGGAGACCGAGGAGAGAUCAUUGAUCCUUUUGUUGAAGUUGAAAUUAUUGGAUUGCCAGUUGAUUGUUGUAAAGAUCAAACCCGUGUGGUGGAUGACAAUGGAUUUAACCCUGUGUGGGAAGAAACCCUGACAUUUACAGUGCACAUGCCAGAAAUAGCUUUGGUUCGGUUCCUGGUGUGGGAUCACGAUCCUAUUGGACGAGACUUUGUUGGACAAAGAACUGUGACCUUCAGCAGCUUAGUGCCUGGUUACCGGCAUGUCUAUUUGGAAGGACUGACAGAAGCAUCCAUAUUUGUCCACAUAACAAUCAAUGAAAUCUAUGGAAAGAGCAGGCAGCUGCAGGGCCUCCGGGGGCUGUUCCACAAGCACCCCCGGCAGGCGGCCUCCGAGGGCGGCGCCCUCUGCCUUCGCAAGCGGUCGCUGGGGGAGCGGAUCCUGCGGCGCUCGGCCAGCGCCCCGGCCAAGGGCAGGAAGAAGAGCAAAGUGGGCUCCCAGGAGACGGUGGAGAUGAAGGAUGCCGCGUGCGAGGCGGCCCGAGCGCAGGACGGCCCGCGCCCCGCCUCCAUGCCCGUGGACCGGUGUCUCCCGGGGCCGCCGUCACCGCCCGCGCCCCGGACAGCAGGCCCGGCCGGGGCCGCGAGCUCCCUGGAAGAUAAGGAUGGCUUCAGAAACGGGAAGGCAAGUAUAAAAGACCAGCAUUUUCCAGAUUUCAACAAAAAGUUAUCUUCUUCCUCCAGCGCUCUUCUCCACAAAGACAUCGGCCAAGGGGACUCUGCUGUUUGUACUGCCAACCUGCCAGCCCCAGAGCAGGUGGGAGCGCCAGGUCCCAAGGGUGGGAGCACCAAAUCAGCCGUGUCAGGUGCUGGCCAGGAACACCCCUGCCCCAGCAAAUCCCUGUCCCCAGGGCAGCACCUGGCCCUUGACCCUGCAGUCAGCCUAACACAAGAUCUGUGUGGUGUGACAGCCAAGGAAAACGGCAUCGCUGGGGGCUUUGUGGAAGGGAAAAGCACACUGUCGGGAAGCAUCCUUUCGCAGAGCGAUCUGGAGAUGGAAAAUGUGGAAGGUAACUGGGGUAAGGGUAGAGCUGCGGCAUCUUUUUCUCUGUCAGACGUCUCUGCGCUCUGUUCUGACACACCUGAGUUACAUUCCACCGCCAUCCUGCGGGACAGUGACAUUUCCCAUCUUAUUGACAAUGUCACUUUUACCAAUGAGAGUGAGCCGGGCAGCUCCGUCUCAGCACUGAUUGGCCAGUUUGAUGAGACCAGGGAUCAGGCGAACGUCACCGUUGUUUCUCAGCUUCAUGGCACCAGUGUGAGGUCAGGCCAUCCUCCCUUGCCCACCGUGGACCUAAAAAUGCCCUUCAAGCAUGGCUUUUCCAAGGGGAAACCCCAGUCAUCCUUACUGUGUUCCUCUCCUGAGCGGGUCGCAUUCUUAGGUCCUGAGACCGCCGAACACUCAGCACGCACAGUUGUUUGUGAAACCGCCUGCACUCGGAAUGACUCUAAGACCAAACCAGACGAUGCCCCUUCUGGUAAGGCCAAGACAGGGGCCUUGGAAAGCAACCCGCCUCCUCCCUCUAAUACUUCUCACUGCUGGUUACCCAAAACUCCCACCAGUGGGAAAGACUGGGAAAUACUGAAGAUCCACGGCCCUGCUUCUUCCACUGACCUGACACUGGGAGAUGCGAUAGCCGAUCCCGCUCUCGGUUUGGUUUCUGGGGAAAGCAGUCUCGUGGAAGUGGGUGGAGACUCAGAAAAUCUGUCUGUAACCACCUAUGAAUAUAGGCCAGAAGGCACGAGUCACCUGGCUUCUCCUUUAAAACUCAAGUACAGUCAGGAUGUGGUGGAACAUUUUCAAAGAGGCUUGAGAAACGGCUACUCUAAAGAGACUCUCCACCCUUCUGUCUCUGAAAUAUUCAAUGAUAUUCAAGAUGUCAAAAAUCAAAGUAUUUCUUCUCUAGCCUAUCAGGGUGCUGCUUUUAUGCACAAGCACUUCUCAAAUUCAGAUGCCAAAAUGAACCAGACCUGUGGGCCCCCAUCCAGUGCUCAAAACUUGCAUGCCCCUGUGCCCAAGCCAUCCCCACACCCUCCCCUGCCUGUUCUGAAGCUGCCCAGUCCUUGCAAAUCCAAAAGUCUGGGGGACUUAACAUCGGAGGACAUUGCCUGCAAUUUUGAAAGCAAGUACCAGUGCAUUAGUAAGAGUUUUGUUACAACCGGCAUCAGAGACAGGAAGGGUGUGACUAUGAAGACAGGGUCCUUAGAGCCUAUGGAUGCCCUGACCGAGCAGCUAAGGAAACUUGUCUCCUUCGACCAGGAGGACAGCUGCCAAGUGCUGUAUUCAAAGCAGGAUGCCAGUCAGUUCCCCAAGGCGCUGGUCAGAAAGCUGUCCUCCAGGAGUCAGAGCAGGGUGCGCAACAUUGCCAGUCGUGCCAAGGAAAAGCAGGAAGCCAACAAGCAGAAGGGCGUGAACCCCGCCCCGGAGGGCGGAGUGAUCCUGCGACACCGGCCCGCAGCGGCCCCGCCCGCGGGGAACCGGCACUCCACGGGCUCCUACAUCGCCGGCUACCUGGGCGGCACUGCAAAUAAUGGCUUUCAAAAUGAGGGCUUUCCAGACCCUAACAAUAGUAGCAGAAAUGAAAACUUCGCCCAAAGCUUUUGA